GCACUCUAAUCUCCCGUGAUGAUUACCACCCGAUCUCGGACAAAUUAGAUGCAUUUAGUGAUCACUGAGUGAAAUGUACCAGACGUUACUACUGAACAGCAGAGAGUAAAAGUCAGGUCAAGCUGUUUUCCCCGCAGUACCCAAUGAUGACAAUGAUGAUGAUGCAGAGAAUAAUAGAGUCCUCGCACAAAGGUCCGGAGCUCGCGCAACCAGCGUCCCCGACGUGCAAGGACCAAGCGGAGAAGCUGGAGGAAUCGCAACUGUUUCUGCAGCAGAAACGCAUCGCUGAUGAUCCGAGAGAUGUUGAGAUGUGCGAGAAGACUAGUGACACGGAAGACGAUGAUGAUCUCAACGUUGAAGUGGACGUGGAGAACGAGGACGAGGGAGAGUCGCUUUGUCCUGUUGACUUGACGCGACGCCACGAGAAGUUUCGAGCGUCCUUCGAGAUGCUGCAGAAGGCGACGGAUGGUGCAGCUUACGGGAAUGCCUUCAAGGACGAUGAUGGGAAUUGUGUCAGUGAUAAGCGGGCCGAGAGUGUUUGCAGUGAUGUGAGCAGGUCGGACAGUCCGAGGGAUGUCAGUCCGUCGGUGGUUCCACAUCAGAACAGGCGACUGGCAUUCUCUGUGGAAAACAUUCUGGACCCCAACAAAUUCACGGGUCGACAGACAGUUUUUAGUGAAGGCCUCUGCUGCUGGAAACCACAUCAGGAGUCCAUAGGAUCUUCAGAUUUUGAUGGAAGCGAACCAGGUAAAGAGCAUCACUCGGACGAUGAUGAUGACAUGCAGAGCGAUAUCAGCGACGACCUCAAAGAUCCGAACUCGAAGAAAAAGAAAUCCGAUUCGAAAUCGCAAGGAAACACGGGGAAACCGCGUCGGGCGAGGACAGCCUUCACCUAUGAGCAACUCGUGGCUCUCGAGAAUAAGUUCAAGACAACGAGAUACCUGAGCGUCUGCGAACGUCUGAAUCUUGCGCUCAGUUUGAGUUUAACGGAGACGCAGGUGAAGAUAUGGUUUCAGAACAGGAGGACCAAAUGGAAGAAGCAGAAUCCUGGGAUGGACGUGAACUCACCGACGGUGCCGCCGCCGAACGUCGGCGCUUCCGGUUCAUUCCCCGGAUUUCCGGGUCACCAUACGCAUUCCGGCCUCCUCUACUCCCAUCACGUCCCCUACGGCGGUGUUUACCCUCUGCAGGCCACCGGAUCCGGCAGUUACACCCCUUACUUCCAUUUAGCCAAUCACGGACACAAUCUGGGCUCUUGAAAGUAAGCCUAGACCCAUCUCCCCCACAGACUUAAUUAGAAAUUAAGACAAAAUUCGAGGAGACAACCACAUUAAUUUAUUUAAAAUACAAAAAAAACCUUGUAAAUA
Molecule: messenger RNA, 1367 nt
Organism: Nicrophorus vespilloides
Lineage: Eukaryota; Metazoa; Arthropoda; Insecta; Coleoptera; Silphidae
Gene: slou
Product: homeobox protein slou
Exons: 2
Coding region: 144-1259 (371 amino acids)
Biological process (GO): regulation of transcription by RNA polymerase II; cell differentiation
Cellular component (GO): nucleus
Molecular function (GO): DNA-binding transcription factor activity, RNA polymerase II-specific; RNA polymerase II cis-regulatory region sequence-specific DNA binding
Source: RefSeq, a predicted model, not a curated record